AGGACCAAGACAGCGGACACCCCUAACACAAACACGCCUCUUUCUUCUUCCCACUCGGCUGUUCCACUGUGGGCAACUCGGCAUUCUUCUUUCCCCAAAUCAAAAGCAAACCCUAGCCGCCGCUACCACUGUUUUCACCACUCACCAGUCGGCCACUUCUGCCACCACCACUGCCGUCCUUCAAUUGAAGAGCCCUUCUCUCCUAGUCCCAGUUUGUUGGCCAACGUUAGACUCAGCUACGGUAGACAUUUCAUCAGCUCCAUUGGUGGAGGGCCUCGCGAACAGGAAUUAUCGGAAGAAGUUUGGAAGGGAGGAAGAGAUGCCGGGGUUAACCUGUAACGCUUGCAAUAAGGAAUUUCAAGAUGAAAUUGAGCAGAAGCUCCAUUACAAAUCCGAAUGGCACCGUUACAACCUCAAGCGCAAGAUACAAUUUCUCCAAGGACUAAGGACCAAGACAGCGGACACCCCUAACACAAACACGCCUCUUUCUUCUUCCCACUCGGCUGUUCCACUGUGGGCAACUCGGCAUUCUUCUUUCCCCAAAUCAAAAGCAAACCCUAGCCGCCGCUACCACUGUUUUCACCACUCACCAGUCGGCCACUUCUGCCACCACCACUGCCGUCCUUCAAUUGAAGAGCCCUUCUCUCCGAGUCCCAGUUUGUUGGCCAACGUUAGACUCAGCUACGGUAGACAUUUCAUCAGCUCCAUUGGUGGAGGGCCUCGCGAACAGGUUGCUGGAGUUCCUGGCGUGACAGAAGAUCUGUAUUUGGCUAGACAGUCUGCACUUGCAGAAGAGAAGAAAAACUUAAAUGAAACUCCAAUGCUCUAUAGUUGUGGUCUUUGUGGCAAAAGUUAUAGAAGUUCCAAGGCACAUGCUCAGCAUCUAAAGUCUAAAAGUCACUCGCUACGAGCUUCCCAGGGAGUUGGAAAUCACGAAGGUGCAAAUGCUAUUAUCAAACCUUUCCAACCCCGAAUUCCUAAUAAGCUUUCCCAAGACAAUGAGUUGGACGAUGAAGAAAGUGAAGAGAGUGAAUGGGAGGAGGUUGACCCAGAGGAAGACUUGAUGGGUGAGGCCACUGAUUCUCUGACGCAGCUAAAUAUGAAUGAGCAAAAUUCUAUGGAUGAGGAUGAAGGUAGUGAUCCAGAUCAGUUUUUUAAGGAGUUGGACCCAUCUUGUUGCUUUAUGUGUGACUUAGAGCAUGGUACAAUAGAAAGCUGCAUGGUUCACAUGCACAAGUGGCAUGGAUUUUAUAUACCUGAUGUUGAAUAUCUGAAGGACCCAAAAGGCCUGCUUACUUAUCUUGGAUUGAAGGUUAGAAGGGAUCAUAUGUGUCUAUAUUGCAAUGACAGAUGCCAUCCUUUUGGCAGUCUGGAAGCAGUUAGGAAGCACAUGGAAGCAAAAAGUCAUUGCAAAGUGCAUUAUGGUGAUGGAGGAGAUGAUGAGGAAGCAGAAUUAGAAGAGUUUUACGAUUACAGCAGCAGUUACCUUGAUGCUGAUGGCAAGCAACUAGUUGUGGCAGAUGAUAGUCAAAACAGGAUUGAAUUUGGAAGUGGUGGAUCUGAGCUCAUAAUAACCCGGAGUAACAAAGGGGGAAUGUCAACAAGAGUACUUGGAUCAAGGGAAUUUCUACGAUACUACCGCCAGAAACCACGUCCAAUGCCUGCAACUGAUGUUGCUAUUACUGCUGCAUUAGCUUCACGGUAUAGGAGCAUGGGUCUGGCAACGGUGCAGUCAAGAGAGCAUAUUGUGAGGAUGAAGGUGUUGAAGGCCAUGAAAAGGUCUGGCGUGGAGGCUAUGCGUUCCAAGAUUGGCAUGAAGAGUAACGUCAUCCGCAACCUUCCCAAGAAUGUGACACAUUAGCUUUUCAGUAUGGUUUUACUGGUGAUGCUACAAUGUUUUUCAGUUCUUAUGCAUAGGAUGCUGCAAGACCACAUUGGUUGUGGCCUCAGCACUCUGAUGGUGUAGUGAUAUGUUGAAUGCUUAGGGCAACCAAAAUGGAAUGCUUUUAUGAUGUUCUUCUCAUAAAGAACUGGUAAAUUCACUAUUUGGAGUCCGAAACUGCCAUAAACAUCGUAGUAUAAAGCAUCUAAAGGCACGAGCUAGAUAUCUUGUUAGA
Messenger RNA from Coffea eugenioides, 2117 nucleotides. RefSeq names its product cytoplasmic 60S subunit biogenesis factor REI1 homolog 1-like. The record is from RefSeq and is a predicted model, not a curated record. Bases 320 to 1861 code for a protein of 513 amino acids. Gene Ontology annotation, molecular function: zinc ion binding; nucleic acid binding. Gene Ontology annotation, biological process: ribosomal large subunit biogenesis. Gene Ontology annotation, cellular component: preribosome, large subunit precursor. The transcript is spliced from 7 exons. Lineage: Eukaryota; Viridiplantae; Streptophyta; Magnoliopsida; Gentianales; Rubiaceae.